AUGAAUGCUUUGAGCUUUGAUAAUAAAACACUAAAGUCUUGUUCACUCUUUGUCGAACAGGUUAAUGAUACCAUCUACUACAAUGCCAAGGACAAGUUUGACAUCAAUGACACUGAAACACGCCAUAACUGCGUCAAGCUAGAAUUCAAAGAGGAUCCUGCCUUCAAACGCCCUGUUUCAUACAGUACAACAGCAGUGCACAUUCCCACUGAUAUCUACGAGGGCUCCACUAUAAUCCUGAAUGAGCUAAACUGGACUGCGGCUCUGGAUGACGUCUUUAAGAAGAACAAGGAAGAUGACCCGUCCCUCCUCUGGCAGGUGUUUGGCAGUGCCUCUGGCCUGGCUCGAUACUUCCCAGCUUCCCCUUGGGUUGACACGAAGAACACACCAAACAAGAUUGACCUGUAUGAUGUACGCCGAAGGCCCUGGAGUGGAAGUGUGUCGGGUCUGACACUGAAGCUCAUUCGCACUUCCGUCAGCGAGAUGUUGGAGACUCUCUCAGAUGAUGAUUACGUCAACAUUGUCUCUUUCAACAAUUCGGCCAAGUCGGUCGCCUGCUUUGAAAACCUGGUCCAAGCAAAUGUCCGUAAUAAGAAGAUUCUGAAGGAGGCAGUCCAGAAGAUCACAGCGAAUGGCACCACUGACUAUAAAAUCGGCUUCAAGGAGGCUUUUUACCAGCUCUCCUCAGUAAGAAUAUCUAAUGUAGCUUAA
Molecule: messenger RNA, 711 nt
Organism: Sinocyclocheilus grahami
Lineage: Eukaryota; Metazoa; Chordata; Actinopteri; Cypriniformes; Cyprinidae
Product: voltage-dependent calcium channel subunit alpha-2/delta-1-like
Exons: 7
Coding region: 1-711 (236 amino acids)
Cellular component (GO): L-type voltage-gated calcium channel complex
Molecular function (GO): voltage-gated calcium channel activity
Source: RefSeq, a predicted model, not a curated record